This is a messenger RNA of Spirodela intermedia, 7395 nucleotides long. NCBI's taxonomy places the organism in Eukaryota, Viridiplantae, Streptophyta, Magnoliopsida, Alismatales, Araceae. The record is from the annotation of a GenBank genome assembly.
AUGGCCGCGAAGGGGAAGGGGAAGAGGAAGGGAAAGCAGGUGGUAAACGGGAAGGCGGCUGCGUUGGUUGCUUCCGAGGGUGAAGCCGCCUCGGGGAGGAGGAAGCGGCUUCUGCUUGGUUCCCCCUCCUCCUCCUUCAGUGGGUUGAGGGUUUCUGGUCCUCGCCGGAGGAAGAGCUGCGUCUUCGUGGAUGAUGCUGCCCUCGACGCAGACGAUGCUCAAGAUCUUGAUGAUGAUGAUGGUGAUGAUUAUGACGGGGACUCAGGGGCGGAGGGAGUUGGUGCCGCUUCCUUCCUUCAACCUCGAUAUUCGUGUCUUUGAUAUUUGUGUCCUCAUCCGCAGGGUUUCAUUCUCCACUGCGUGCGCGCUUUCGCUGCAUGGAGUUUCAUAUAUGCCGGACGUUGCAUUGAGUUUCUUGUUGUUGUAGUCGUAGCUGUUGUUGCUGUUGUUGCUGUUGUUGCUGUUCUUCUUCUCCUUCAUCUUCUUCCUCUUCUUCUUGUGUCACUAUGAUGCCUACUAAGCCGCUAGCUUAGUAGGUGUCCACUAUCAGGCAUCUGCCUUACCUCUUGGUUUCCAUGCAUGCAAUGCAGUGAACAUCUGCACUACGACGGAAAACAACUCCACGGAUUAUCUGGAGUGGGGUAUCUUUUUGAGGAAUUCUGCUUUGAUAUUCGUCCCAAUGCCGAAAGGACCAUAGACGUAAUAUUUGUUACGUCAUAAUCAUGUGAUAAGUUCACCGACCAUUCAUUCAUCUUGGGAGAUCGAUUUGUUUUUAUUUUAUUUUGAGAAUCAGGCAUAAGCCCCCACAGUUGCUCCAUAAUCUUUGUCAGUGUGUAUGAACUCGGAUUCAAAGAUUGUUCGCAUUAUGGAUGUUGAAAGUGGAAAAAUAAGGUGAUGAAAACUUGUUUGAAUGUUCUUCUUAACUGAUCAAGCACUUUUCUAAUCUAUUUCAAGCUCUCCUCCAAGCAAUUUAUCCAGACUUAUCUUUGGAGGACCGCGGGUAGAAUUUCUGAGGGACGAAUGGGAAUAAUUGAUGGCCAUGACUGAUGUGCCAGAUAAUUUCAUGUCCUUUUCCUGACUAAACAAUAGUGAAAAACAUAUUAUUUUACUAUAACUUCCUUUCUUUUUUUCUUAUAUUCGCUGUUUCCCUUUAUUUUCUCUUUAUCUCAUUUUAAUUAUUUAUGGCCAUCAUUAUAAAACUUUCUGAUAUAUGAUCAAUUGAUGAGGAAUACUUAUAAAAAAAAAGGGAAAUGAAUUAUGACAGUUUUUUGCCAUCUGUCUGUUGCCAGUGGAGCAAUAACGAAAUAGAUGGAUGGAAAAUAGGGAAAAAGAGGUGGCAGCCGUGCACUAUCCUUUUAUCUACUCAAUUGGUUUAACAUUCCAAGUUUGAAGGCCCUUGUGUGGAUAUUUUUUGAAUCUGAUCACGGUAACAACUUUUUCAAGAAAAAUCUGAAUUAACAUGAUUGAACCUUCCUUUCUCUCCUGUGACCAAUUAAUUAUGCCAACUUAUUCCAAAAUAAAGGUUACCUGUUGCUUUCUUUCUUCCCUUCGGUUUAGACUUGGAUAGAUAAUCUUUCAUGCUACUCCUGCGGAAUCUGAUUGUGAUUGGAGGCAAUUUCUAUUUUUGAUACUGUGGGCAUAGAUUUUCCCUUGCCUGGGAGAGGACAUUCUAUUGAAGAAAUUUGAUGUUGGUUUUGUGUAAAAGGUCAUGGCAAAGUAUUGUAUGCUAUUUAUACCAGUAUCUUUUCUCUUGUCAGAAUAUAUGGAUCAUAUCCAGUCUGGCAAAAAUGCUGCAAAAGGACGUAAAUCAAAUGCACCUUUUUUUCUGAAAGAGAAGGAAUUGAGUGGCAGUGAAUUAGAAGAAUUUGUGGAAGAGCGAUAUGGCCGUGGUUCGGAUCAUGUUCUGUAUGAUGAAGAUGAUAAAGAAUAUGAACUUAGGAAGUCCUUACUACAUUGUCCUGAUGACCCUGCGGUUUGGAGGGUCAGAUGUAAGGUAUGAUAUCUGGUCUGUCCAUUAAAUAUUAUAGCUUCUUUUGCAUUCUUAAAGAGGCUGAAAAGUCUUCCUGCAGGUUGGUCAUGAACGACAGUCAGUGUUCUGCCUUAUUCAGAAGUUUGUUUCCUUGCACAGUCUUGGAUCUAAGUUACCAGUGGUCUCUGUAUUUUUCCUGGAGCACAUUAAAGGUUAUGUUUACAUUGAAGCUGACAAGCAACAUGAUAUCACAGAGGUACUUCCUAGUUCUUUUGGGGUCGUAGGCUGAGAGAAAUGGAGCUCAAUUAUUUUUUCAUGUACAGUUCAUUAUCUCUAGUCUGGCAAUAUUUAUAUUAUCUUUGAUAAGUGCAUCAUAUCCUUGCAAAUAAAUAAUUGAAAAUGCGAAGUUAGAGAAAUCCUUUCUUCAUUGUGAUCCUUUUUUGAUGUCAUGGAUUUCAUUAUUGUUUAUUGCUUUGUUAAAUUGCAUAUCAGUACGUUAUCCAACAUUCACGUGCCUUUUUUUGUUCUAUGAUUUGUGUAUUGGCUUACAGCUGUGUUAUGUGGCCUACUUGACUAUUACAAUUUUAGGAGAAAAUAUCAGACCAUUUUCUACAGAGAAAUUUUCAGAAAGUUGCUGCAUCAUUAGACUUUUUUAGGGGAGGUAGAUAUCUAGUAGCCUUGAUUCUACUAGGGUCAAUCUCAAUUCCUUGACAAUAGUGACGAAAUUGAGGAACUUCCCACUAGUUAUGCUGCGGGUGAAUUUAAGGGAUUCAUUAUUAAUCUUUAUUUUGGUUGCCUUUCAAAGAUUUCACAUAAAUGAAAGAAGAGACGUGCAUAAAAGAUUCAUGUAAUCCACCUAUCAUAAUGGUAGAAACUAAGGGUGAGACUUUAAUCCUUUAUAUUUUAUUCAUUUGCUAGUCCAUUAGUUGAUCUCAUUUGAUGGCUUCUCAGGCUAAAGCCCAUUAGAUUGUCCUUAGGCCGAGGACCAUUUUACUGCGUCCUGGACCAAAGCCUGUUUGAGAGUCUAUUGGCUUUUUCCCAUUCUAGUGCGCCUUUUCCCACUAUGUGGGAGCUUCAGCCUUUUAUGCUUUCAGCGUCAUCAAAUACUUUACUGCUAUUAUUUGCUUCCCUUGGAACUUGCUGAUGACACAAUCAGGUGGGUGAUGUGGGGCACCUGACCGUUUCCUUUAUAGAAAACACUCAUUCUUUUUCCUCUUCUACUUCUCUUUGGUGCAACUGUUACCUUUCUUAAAUGGUCUCCGGGGGGGGGGGACCCUUUAGGUGGCCAUUUUUAUUUAUUUGCAUCUUCUCUUGCUUGUCCAUCCAUUCAUCCCACUAUCUUUGACCAUUAUGACCAUUUACACUUGGUGUGUAGUGUUUUUAUCACCAUUGUUUUAUCUCACGAUGAUUAUUUCCUCGUCUAUCAUCAACUGCUCUCAUCUUUUUCUCUAGACAUUUCAUGUUCCCUACCUGUUCUCUUUCUUCAUCUCUAGUGAUGGGAGGUUUUGCUUCCUUUCAAUGGUGUGCUUUCUUCUUUGCAUCAAACUGUAAAGGCUUUUCUUCUUCUAUCUAUUAUAGGGCCAAUAAAUGGCUAACAAUGUUGCUGGGCUCUGACAUGAACACCAACAAAGAGCAGGUAUCUUUUCUCUAGACGCAGAUGUUUUUAAGAGAAACAUUGCUUAGUGGCCAACUUCCUUUAGUGACCUGUUACCUUUUGGAUCUUGUUGGGCCAUGUACAAGUUUUUUCAGUCUAGUCAAUAUGUGGCCACCGGUUUGUGCCUUUUCAGUGUUCUUUGUCUUCGACUUAGUGUCAUUGGCUAUUUUGGGAUGUUGGGGUGUGUUGGUCUGUAGCUAUUCACUUUUUCAGCCACCACCAAUAUGUUCUCUUCGCUGAAUUACUGUUUUGUUUCGUUAUGUGAGAGAACUUUCCUCUUUUUCUUUAUGUUUCUGGAAGUUGCUAUUGUAACUGGAAGAAGUGGUGGACCGCUCAUGAGAGACUAAUGUCUCCUAUACCAGAGGUGGCUUCGAAUGUUUUGAUUUUUUCUUUAUUCUGGGGCAAUACUUUGCAAGUCAUUCAUAUCCUUCGUGUUGCAAUUUAUUUCGACUGUCUAUUUCGACUUAGGAAUCAUAUAUGUUUUUAGAUCUUUCUUUCAGAAGGUCUUAUGGCAUUGAUCAUAUUAGUGGUCAGAUGGACAACAUUAUUUGGAUUUAUCACUAUUUUGUUUUGAUGAUGUUUUGCCGUCAAGUUAAUUCUAUUCUUUUUUUUCCCAACUUAAUAUUACAAUAUGGUGCGCAUGUUUUAUGUUUCUAUUUAAUAUAAACAUCAGUAUAUUUUAUAGCAUAAAAACGUCAUUGUGUUGUUUACGUCUAGAGUUGCAGUUCAAGUGUACUCCUUGAGUUUUCUUUCUGGUUUCUUCAUUUAUUUUCUCUAAUGAAUUUCUAUUAGUCCUUUUGCUCAUUGUAGUUUGCAAUUUUUUGAGUCAGGCUUGCAAAGGUUUUUCUAAUAUGUAUACGAGCAAAAUGGAUCUGGUUCCUAGAAAUGAAGUCCCUGGCUUACUCUCUAUUCAAAAUAUGCCAAGUGAAAUUGCUGGUGGUACAUGGGUUCGCUUAAAGCAUGGAAAUUACAAAGGAGAUUUAGCUCAGGUAUUAAGAAAUUUACAUGAAUUUAAAUUGGUGAUUCGCGGGCACUUUCUAUAGCAUCAUGUUACCUUUUGAUUUUUCAUACAUCUUCGAUGCAGGUUGUAGCUGUAGAUGGUGUGCGGAAACGGGCAACUGUGAAGUUGGUUCCAAGAAUUGAUCUGCGAGGCUUGGCAAAAAAGUUUGUUGGUGAUGUAAAUAACUUUGCUUCCAUUUUUUCCACUUUCCAUUUAUCAUUCUAUCAUCUCAACAAUCCAAGUGCAUUCCUGUAUAGCACUAAAUACUCCAAAUUAGUUGGCGCAUCUGGUAAGAGAGGAAAAUCCAAAGGUUUCAUAAUUAGCUGUCCCAUUGUUUUGGUAUCUUCAUUUCAUGGCUGUGGUUCUUUUUUCUCUUGUUCAUCUACUUGUGGCAUGUUUAACUCAUUCAACUUUCUGGAUUUCACUCAAUGAACUUUUAUGUGAACUAUGUAAUGCAGUCAGGCAGUCCAACUCAAAACCUAUUCGCAAUUGUAAAACAAGGUCAUCUAUUUUACUAUAGUUUAUUUAGUUCAUUAAUGGGGGUCAUUUUUAACACCUCCUUUUACACGAAGUCUGAUAUUUAGUUCUUUAAGCUUUGCUUAGUUGAUAAUAAAAAUUGGCUUUUAUAUUAUGUUGAGUGAUUGAACUAUCUAAUUCAAAAUAAAUUGUUGUCUCAUAAGUAGAUUAGGAUCAUCUAUUUAGGUAAAGAGUCGGAGUGUAUGUUAGAACUGAUUUUACUUCACUUUUGAGAUGAGGCAGUCCAAUAAAUCACUGACUAAUUGAAUUCCAGACUUUCGUGGUGUUAAGAAGGACAGUUCGGAAUGGUGUUUUGUAUUUGUAAGGAAAAUCUCUUCAUUUAUAAACUUACUUUUUUGGUUAUCUAAAUGCUACUCAUGUGGGAAAACAUGGAGACCUGUGCCAAAAAUAGUAUAUGUCAAAACGAUGAUAGCAUUUAGAUUUAUGAGAGGAAAGAAAUAAGCUGUUGACUUGCAUCCUAUGAUGUAGUAAAGUAUUCCUGUUAUGUGUUCUUUGUAGUAUGGUGAGACAUCACCUGGGCUCAGAAAUUAAAUCAGGUUUAUGUAAAUCUUGAUUGUUCAACAUCGCUAGCUCUCUAAUGAAAGAUGUGAUACUAUUUUUCCAUAUGAUUUCAGGGCAGCGGGAUACCUACGAAGCAAGCAGCUAUUUCAGCUCCACGAUUGAUAAAUUCUCAUGAAUUGGAGUAAGUGAUCCUUGCUUAUAGUCAUUUUUUUUAUUGGCAUUGGAGAAUGUAUUUUGUUUCCACAAAUGGAUUGUCAUGUUUUUGGAAAAAGUUUUGAUUUGUAAGCUUUUUCUUUUCUCAGAAUCUUCAGGCCUCAUAUUAAAAUUAGGCGUGAUUCUGAAACUGGCGAGCUUUUUGAGAUACUUGAUGGUUUAAUGCUGAAGGAUGGAUAUCUGUACAAGAAAGUGUCAUUUUUUUCGUUAAGCUAUUUUGGUGUACAACCGUCAAAGACUGAACUCUUGAGAUUUGAGCCAGUGAAGAAUGAUGAACCUCAGGGUAUGGAAUGGAUUUCUCAUUUUUCCAAUGGCCGUGAGAAAAAAAAAAUAGAGACAUUUAAUAACAGUUUGGAGAAAGGGAAUGCAUAUCAGCAAUACGAUCUUGUCUUGUUUGGGUGAGUUGAUACAAGUAGGCAAUUAAUAUUUUGGCAGAACCCUGGUGUUUUUCUAUUCUUCGCUUAAUUGAAUGUUUCUUGUGUUUCUAUCAGCCAAAAAGACUUUGGUGUUAUCAUAUCAAUGGAAUCUGACAGUUUUCAGGUAGAUUAACAUGUCUAAUUAUUUUUUGUUUGUUUGUCUGCGUAGUUGAUUUCAUUUUAUCUACUCUUUUCAGAUUCUAAAAGGUGAUGUCGAAAGAUCAGUACUCAUAAAUGUUCAGCGAAAGGACAUUAAGAAUUCUUGCAUUAAUAAAAUGUUCGCAGCUUCAGAUUGUAACAUGAAGACCAUAUGUAUUAAUGACACUGUUAAGAUCACAGAAGGUCUUCAAAAGGUAUUUAUUGACUUAUAUUAGAGUCAAUAAUCAUUAUUUAUUGUUGCUGUGUUCUAUCAUUGACGAAUCCAUGACCCCUUAUUCAUUUGUAUUUUAGAAGUAUUGCUAGAACAGUCAAUGUUAAACAUUAGAAUACGAAAUUCAAACAUGCAGAUAUGAGCACGGUGCCACUCCACUUCGUGGAAAUUGGUGAUGAGUUGAGUGACCUAGUCGAAAAAAUCUAAGAUGCCAUCAUAAUUGAUAUUUAUAUUGACCACAUGAAAUGAAUCAAAAAGUUUUCUUUAAUCGAGCCUUUUUUUUUUCUUUCCAGGGCCGUCUGGGAAUCAUUAAGCAUAUCUACAAAGGCACACUUUUUAUUUACGACAAAGACAACCAAGAGAAUAAUGGUUAUUUCUGUGCGAAGUCUGAAUUAUGUGAGGUCAUAAAGGAAACCUGCAGUAGAAACAUGGUAUUCCCUAAAUCAAUACCUUACUAUUUCCAGUUUUUUGUAUUCAGAUAUAUUUUUUUCCUCUGUGGUUUAGUCUUGCAGCUCUGAUAACCUCGGAACUAGGGCAAAUGUGGAAUAUACUGUGCCCCAGACCCCAGCAAAAUGUAGCCAGAGAAAGGAUUUUGAUGGCAGCUGUAUGUCUCGUUUGAUAAAGUUCUAAUAGCUCUAAGGUUCUGGGUUCUUUACUGAUUUUACAGCGCAAAUGCAGUUAGAAGAAACCAACGAAGUGAUAAAAACCAACCAUUUAGAGUUGGACAGACCCUGA